AUGUGUGUCGUAAAGAGAACUUUAGGUAAUAUUUCUAUUGAUAAUAUUGUUUUUUCACCUAAUGUUGCAUAUUUAACAGGGAAACUAACAACAACAUCAAGUGGACCUAUUACAUCAACGACUUAUCCACCCACAAUAUAUGAUUGUGAUUUUGAAUGUAAUUGUACAUGUAAUUGGAAACAUGAUGAUACAACAAAAUUUCAAUGGAUUGUUACAAAAGGGUCAACAUUGACUUCUGGUACAGGACCUGAUAGUGAUCAUACAACAGGAUCAAGAUUGGGUUUUUUUAUAUAUAUUGAAACAAGUACACCAGCAAAAUUUAACGACACAGCUCGUUUAAUUAGUCCUGAUUUGAUUGUUACAAAUGAUGAACAAUGUUUUCAAUUUUAUUAUCAUAUGUUUGGAUCCUAUGUCUAUCGAUUAAAUGUUUAUGCACGAAUUAAUGGAAAUCUUGGUAAAGCUCUGUGGCAAAAAGAAGGCAAUCAAGGUAAUCAAUGGUUAUUUGGUCGUAUAUCAUUACGUGGUAAUAUUGAACAAACAAUUGGUCAACCAUAUCAAUUAGUUGUAGAAGGUAUUGUUGGUAAAAGUAUUCAAGGUGAUAUAAGUGUUGAUGAUCUUGCUUUUAAUCAAGGACCUUGUCCAGCAUCAACUGUUUGUGAUUUCGAAACUAGUGAUCUAUGUAAUUAUAUUAAUGAUCCAACAAAUACAAUUGAUUGGCAACGUUUUCAAGCUGGAACUGAUUCAUCAUUACCAUCAGUUGAUGUUACUUAUAGUUCAUCACAUGGACAUUUUAUGUUAUUAAAAUCAGAUAAUCCAUCAAGAAUAGGAAAUGGUCGUCUUUUAACACCAAGUUAUCCUGAUACAAGUGGCUCAUGUAUAAAAUGGUAUAUGUUAUUAAAAAAUACAGCAAUAUUAAAUAUUCGAAUAUAUGUAUUUGGUACAAUAAAUCCAAAUAUUCUUUGUACUAUUCGUGGUGCACAUGGUAAUCAAUGGAAAUUAGCACAAACAACAGUAAGAAGUGAAUUAUCUUAUCAAGUGGUAUUUGAAGGUAUUUUAAAUAAUACAUUAGAUUCUAUAGCUAUUGAUGAUAUUGAAAUAAAAUCUGGUGUAUGUGAUGAAUUAGGAUCAUGUGAUUUUGAAAAAGAUUUAUGUGGUUUUCAAUAUCUUAAAGGUGAUUUUGAUUGGAAACGAACAUCUUAUAAUAUUGAAUUAUCUAAUGCACCACAAUUUGAUCAUACAAUAAAUAAUCGAGGAGGAUUUUAUUUAUGGAUGGAUCGUCGACAGACUAUUCAAGGUAAAAAAGCUCGAAUUGAAUCUGAACUUAUGUUAGUUGAAGUACGAUGUAUAUCAUUUUGGUAUUUUAUGAAUAAUACUGUUGAUGCUCAAUUAAAUGUUUAUAUACGUGAUCCACGUUCAGAUACUUAUAAUUUAAUUUGGUCAACAGAUCAAAUUCAUGGAUCAUUCUGGGUAUUACAAGAAAUAACUGUUCGACCAAAUAUGACAGUUUAUGGAACAAAUCAAUUUACAAUUGUUUAUGAAGCUGUUGUUGGAUCAAAGACUGGUGAUUUGGCUAUUGAUGAUUUAAGUACACGAUCAGGAAGUUGUCUAUCAACAACACCACCUCAAAACAUGUAUCAAUGUCUUGAUGGAACACUUAUUGCAAAAACAAAAACAUGCGAUUUUAUUGUUGAUUGUAAAGGUGGUGAAGAUGAACGUUUAUGUGGUAAUUGUACAUUUGAAGAAACAAUUAAUCCUUUAUGUGGUUGGACUGAUGUUAGUAAAGGUUCACUUAUGUGGAAACGUGGUUCAAAUGGAACAUUAGUUGGAACAAAUCCAAGACCAACAUUCGAUCAUACAACAUAUAGUACUAGUGGUAAUUAUAUUUAUUUAACAUCAAGUAAUGGAACUACAUCAAAUUCACCAGCACGUUUGAUAACAUCUGUUUUUCGUCAAGCAAGUUCAACAUGUCGUAUUGAAUUUUGGAUUUAUUUAAUUGGUACAUUAUCAAAUCAAUUAAAUGUUAUAUUAUUAACUGGUAAUCAAAUUGAACGAGCAACAUUACAACGAUUUCAUUAUCAAUCAAUGAUUAAUUGGACAAAGGUAACUAUUGAAAUUGGUCGUAUUAAUGUACCAUUUCAAAUAUCAUUUGAUUCACAACAAUUAAUAACAGAGAGAUCGGUUGCUAUUGAUGAUAUAAAAAUACUUCAUUGUCAUUUACCACCAAUUGUUAAUCCAAAUCAAUGUCAAACAGCAGAUCGAUUUCUAUGUUCACGUGGUUCAUGUAUAGCAAAAUCUCGUAUUUGUGAUUUAACCGAUGAUUGUAGUGAUAAAUCAGAUGAAUCAGAUCGUUUAUGUGCAUCAUAUCAAACAUGUACAUUUGAUAUAUCAUUUUGUGAUUGGACACAUGAUAAAACAACAGAAUUUAAAUGGAUAUUAGUUCAAGGAGCAUCACCAUCUGAUGAAACAGGCCCAAAUCGUGAUCAUACAACUGGUUAUGCAACAGGUCAAUAUGCUUUUAUUGAAGCAUCAUAUCCACAAUUACCAGGACAUAAAGCACGUUUAAUAAGUCGAACAUUUCAACCAAGUACAGCACAGUGUCGUAUGAUAUUUUAUUAUCAUAUGUUAGGUAAAGAUAUGGGUCAAUUAAAUGUUUAUGUACGAUUUUAUUCAAAUGGUCCAUUACAAAAGAUCUAUGGUGUCUCAGGUGAACGAGGCAAUGUAUGGAUUCGACAUGAAUUAAAAUUAGAUUAUACAAUACCAUUUCAAGUAUUAAUUGAAGGUGUAGUAGGAGCAAGUUUCUUGAGUGAUAUUGGUCUUGAUGAUACAAUAUUUAUACCUGAAUGUCAACCUUAUGUAUCAUCAGAAUUACCUACGACAACAAUUACAACAUCAACAGUUGCACCAAAACCAUGUCCUAUAGCUGAACAAUUUCGUUGUGCUGGAAUUGAUACAUGUAUUGACAAAGAGAGGGUUUGUGAUUUUACUAUUGAUUGUCCUGAUGGAUCUGAUGAAGAUGGUUGUGGUCCAUGUAAUUAUGAAAAAGAUGACUGUGGUUGGGAAGAUACAUCAUGGAGUUUUUAUUUAUGGUCUCGAGUGCAAGCAAGUAAUGCUAUAACUAAUUCAUCUAAAGCACCUGGUUUCGAUCAUACACUUAAUAGUCCGGCAGGAUGGUAUAUGCAUGUUGCUGGUGAUAUGGGUGAUUUCUUUGAUCUUGCUCAAUUACGUAGUCCAUCAUUACCUGCAUCAAGUUCUGACUGUCAAAUAAUAUUUUAUUAUUGGCUUGUUGGUAAUAGUACUGGUACACUUAGAUUAUUUUCAUCAACAAAUACUAGUACAGUUUGGUCAAAAUCUAGUGCACCAGCUAAUCGUUGGAAUCGAGGUACUGUUAAUGUUGGUGCUAAUCCAGCUGGAUGGAGAUUAUUUAUUGAACUUGAACCUAAUUUGGACUUUUUUGGAGCUUGGACAGAUGAUGUUGCUAUUGAUGAUAUAUCAUUUUCACAAUGUACUGUAAAUCGAUCACGACAUGUACUUGAUUGUGAUUUUGAAACGGAUUUUUGUUCAUGGGAAACAAUUGGUUUAGCUGAUUUUCAUUGGACACGAACAUCAUCAAAAACACCAUCGAUUGAUACUGGUCCAUCUGGUGAUCAUACAACAGGUACAGGUUAUUAUAUUUAUAUUGAAGCUAGUUUACCACAAAAACCUGGUGAUCGAGCUUGGCUUGCAAGUCCAUUAAUAUCACCAACAACAUCAAGUUGUCUUGUUUUCUAUUAUCAUAUGUUCGGACCUGAUAUUGGUACAUUAAAUGUAAUGUUACAAACAUCACUAUCAAAUCUAACUAUAUUUACACGAAAUGGACCACAAGAAAAUCAAUGGAGAAAAGGAGAAGUAGAUUUUCAAAGUACACUUUCAUAUAAACUUGUAUUUGAAGGCAUUGUUGGAAAUAGUUGGAAUGGUGAUAUAGCACUUGAUGAUAUUCAACUCUUUUAUGGUAAUUGUUCACAAACAACAAAUGAAUGUACAUUUGAACAUGGAUUAUGUGAUGGUUGGGGAAAAGGUACUGAUGGUGAUUUUGAAUGGUCUCUUGGUCGAAAUGGUUCAACACCAAGUGGUACACCUACUGUUGAUCAUACAUAUUCAUCAGCUAUGGGAUAUUUUCUUUUUGUUGAUCCAACUGAUCGUUCAUUUGGUGAUGAAGCUCAUCUUGUUUCAUCAAGUUAUACAGGUAAUCAACUAAGAUGCUUACGUUUCUGGUAUCAUCUUUAUGGAACUGAACAAGGUAUAUUACAAAUACAACAAAAACCUGAAACAGGUCGACCGAAAAUAAUAUGGACGAAAUCAAAUGAUCAAGAUAAUAUCUGGCGUCAAGUACGUGUUACUAUUCCACCAUUAGUUGAUUUGAGUACAUAUAGAAUUCAUAUUAUUGGUAUUGUUGGGCCAAAACCAACUGGAAAUAUGGCUAUUGAUGAUAUAUUAAAUAUUGAAGGUGAAUGUUCUGGUUCAGAAGUUUGUACAUUUGAAGAAGAUCUUUGCAAUUGGAUUAAUGGACAAAAUGGUUUAGUUGAUGAUUUUGAUUGGUUACGUAAUUCUGGUUCAACACCAACUGUUGGAACAGGUCCAAGUAUUGAUCAUACAUUAGGAACAUCCAAUGGAAUGUAUUUAUAUAUUGAAGCAAGUACUACAGCUAAUAAAAACACAAUAGCAUGGUUAAUGUCAGAACAUCAUGAUUCUGGUCCACAUUGUUUGGUAUUUUGGUAUCAUCUUUAUGGAAGAGAUAUUGGUGCAUUAAAUGUAUAUUCACGUAUUGGAACGUCAAAACCUCAACUUGAAUGGAGUUUAACUGGUGAUCAUGGUGAUCAUGGUGAUCAAUGGCGAAUGGGAGCUGUUAGUGUUAAUAUGGGAGCUGAAUUUUAUUUCAUUAUCGAAGGUACUCAUGGUGGAAGUUAUCUUGGUGAUAUAGCUAUUGAUGAUCUUCUUGUAUUACGAAAUUCACAUUGUGCAGUUCCAACAACAACAACAACGACUACUACAGCGAUAACGACACUUGGUCUAAAUACAUCAUUAUCAUGUAAUUUUGAAAAUGAUAUAUGUAAAUGGACACAUGAUCUAACAAUAUCUGGUAAAUGGUCACGACGUCAAGGUCAAACAAAUGGUCUUCAAUAUGAUCAUACAUUACAAACUGAAGAUGGUUGGUUUAUUGAUACAUCAGAUUUAAAGAGUAAUCAAACAGCACGUUUAAUUAGUACAAUAAUUUCAAUAACAAAUCGUGGUUUAUGUUUUCGAUUUUGGCAUCGUGCAUUUGGUUCAAAACAAGGAAAAUUAAAUUUAUUACAAAGAACAUCAAAUCAACAAAAUACAACAUUAAUUUAUAGUAUACGACUAAAUCUUGAUAUUGAUUGGCGUGAAGCUUUUGUUUAUCGAGAAAUAUUAGGCGAUUAUCAAUUCAUACUUGAAGGUAUUGUUGGUAAUAAAUUUACUGAUUUAGAUAAUAUAGCUAUUGAUGAUAUAACAACAAAUGAAGGUCCAUGUUCAACACAAAGAUUUUGUGAUUUUGAAUCACAAGAUAUAUGUGGUUAUGUUCAUGAUCCAUCAGGUAAUUUUAAUUGGACUCGUUAUCGCGGUCAAACAAGUAGUACGAGUACUGGUCCAUCAUAUGAUCACACAACAUUUACAAAAGAAGGUUAUUAUAUGUAUAUUGAAACAAGUGCACCACGUAAACCAGAUGAUAUAGCUCGUUUAAUUAGUCCAGUAUUUCCUGCAUCAAAACAAUAUAAUUGUUUACAAUUUUAUUAUCAUCAAUAUGGAGUAGAUAUUGGUGCAUUCAAUGUUUAUAAACGUGAUGUUGGUAGUUCAUUAAAUCCAUUGCAAAUUUUUAGUUCACAAGAAAAUCGUUUUGAUGAAUGGCAUAUUAUGGAAAUAAAUCUCGUAGCAUCAAAACCUUAUACUAUUAUAUUUGAAGGUGUUGUUGGAAAGAGUUUUUUAGGAGAUAUUGCUAUUGAUGAUGUUCUUAUUAAAGAACGACUUUGUCCAUCAGUUGGUAAUUGUGAUUUUGAACAAAGUAUGUGUACAUAUAAAAAUUCUGAAAAAGAUAGUGAAAUAGAUUGGAUACGAAUGCGUAAUGAUAUUGGUGAUAAUACAAUAGGAACUAAAUUUGGGACAUAUCUUGCAUUUGAUAUGACAUCAACAACUAUACCAUCAAGUCGUGCUUUACUUAUAUCACCUCAUUUAGAUAAUACAGCACAAUAUUGUUUUCAAUAUUAUUAUAGACGUUAUGGUGAUGGUCAAGGUUCUUUAAUAAUUAAUCGACAAAUAUUUGCUAAUAUGACUGCACAUGAUUUAUUAGUUAAACAUGAAAGUAAUGAUUUUACAAAUGAAUGGAAAAUUAAUCAAAUUGUACUUAAUCCAUUAUUAAAUCAAACAUCAAAUGUCUAUCGUUUAUUAUUUGAAGGUAUUAGUAUAAGUGGUGUUGGUCGUUUAAUGCUUGAUGAUUUUGAACUAAUCAAUGGACCAUGUCCACCAUUACCAAAUAAUUGUUUAAUUCAAUGUGAUACAUCAACUAGUCCAAGACAAUGUAUACCAACAACUCAAAUAUGUGAUUUUAAUAUAGAUUGUCUUAAUGGUGAUGAUGAACGUUUAUGUGGUUAUGAUUGUACUUUUGAAAGUGACCAAUGUAAUUAUACUGAUUCAUCAGUAGGUGUAUAUAAAUGGCGACGACAACGUGCAGGUCUUUCAGUACCAGGUACUAAUUCAAGACCAUCUAUAGAUCAUACAACUUUAUCACCAAAUGGUUAUUAUAUGAUUGUAUCAACAAAUAAUGGUACUAUUGAUGAACGAGCACAUUUACUUUCGCCAUUAUUUCAACAAUCAUCAUCAACAUGUGAAUUAACAUUUUAUUAUCAUAUGGCAGGAACAAAUAUUGAUCGUCUGGAAAUUGUACUUCUUCAAGGUUUACAAAGAAGUCGUAUAAGGUUAAUUAAAGGUACUCAAACUGAUCGAUGGUAUAAAGGUAUUGCUAAAAUAGGUCGUUUAUAUCGUCCAUUCCGAGUUGUUUUUGAUGCAAGUGAAACAGCAACAACAUUAGCUAAUAUAGUGAUAGAUGAUAUUCAAUGGAUUGGUUGUAAUUUACCAAUAAUUAAGAAUGAAAGAGUAGCAUGUACUACUAAUCAAUUUCAAUGUAAACGUGGUGGUUGUAUUGAUCAAAAUCGUAUAUGUGACUAUACAGAUGAUUGUGGUGAUAGGAGCGAUGAAGAUGAUUCAACUUGUUCAAGACUUACUGGUAUACCAGGUUGUGAUUUCGAAAGAAAUCUAUGUAAAUUUGUGAGUUUAUCUAAUCAACAACUUCGAUUUGAACGUAUACGUGCUGAUCAAUUAAUUAAUGAUUAUGCACCUGAAAGAGAUCAUACAUUAAAUAAUAUAGCAGGUUCUUUUGUUUAUGUUAAUACACUUGAUCAACCACCAAAUGGUAUCGGUCAUUUAAAAUCAUCGCCAUUUAUUUCAACACCUGGUUGUAAAGUACGAUUUUAUUAUUAUAUGAAUAGUGCAACAAAUCCUGGUCAAUUAACAUUUAUGGUUCGAAAUCAAACACAAGGAUUAACAACAAAUAUAUGGUCAAUAUCAAAAGUAAUCGGUGAUCAUUGGGAACGACAAGAAUUAUUAUUACCAAUAGGAUCAUUAUUGGAAUUAUUAAUUGAAGUUAAAAGUUUAGAUGGUGGUGGUGGUUUUAUUGCCCUAGAUGAUAUUUCAUUUUCACCACAAUGUAAUAAUUCAAAUUCAUUUUUACCUUAUGGUACAACACCUGGACUAAAUGAAACAACAACAACACAUGUACCAUGUACAUAUAGAUGUAAUGAUGGUACUUGUAUUGGAAAAGAAAAGCGUUGUAAUUUUGUAACGGAUUGUUCACAACGUGAAGAUGAAGUUGAUUGUGGUGAAUGUGAUUUUGAAAUAUCAACUUGUGGUUGGCAAGAUGACAGUGUUGGAUAUUAUAUGUGGGCAAGACGUAAUGCAUCAUCAAUUCUACUCAUGCCUGGUGAUAUGACAACAAAUACAACAAUAGGUUUUGUAAUGACAGUUACUGAAGGUUCAGGAUCAUUUGCUGGUAGUAGUCGAUUAGUUUCUGAACGUAUUGCAUCAACUGUAGCAUCAUGUCGUGUUACAUUUGGCUUGUAUCGUAAUGUUGAUAAAAAUGGUACAUUAGCACUUUAUCUUGAAGAUGAUUUGAAAUUAACCACAAAACUUUGGACUGAUCCACGAACAACAAUUGGUCGAAUAUGGACACCGAUAACUGUUAGUAUUGGACGAAGACGUUCUGGUUUUCGACUUGUAUUUAUUUCAACACAUGUUGGUUCAACAACAUCAUCUGAUAUAUCUAUUGAUAAUUUUAAAUUUCUUGAAUGUAAUACACAAACAAUUGGUCAAUGUGAAGGUUUUACUGAUCCAUUUAAUUGUUCAAAUGGAAAUUGUAUUCAUCAAGAUAAUUUAUGUGAUUAUAGUGAUGAUUGUGGUGAUAAUACUGAUGAAAAUAGUUGUGAAAAAUAUAUUCAAAUGUGUAGUUUUGAGAAUAAUGCAGAACCAAUAUGUUCAUGGUCACAUGAUGAUGAUGCAGACUUUAGAUGGCAACGUAUGCGUGGUGAACAAGUUCAUAAUUUUGAUUGGUAUGAUGAUUUCUGGCAACUCUAUGGUCCUGAUCGUGAUCAUACAUUAGGAACACCAAAAGGACAUUUUCUAUUUCUUGAAACAAGUGCACCACGUAAACCAAAUGAUACAGCACGUGUUAUUAGCCCAGUAUUUGUUCCAACAACAUCAGGAGAAUGUCAAUUUCGAUUUUGGUAUCAUAUGUAUGGUUAUGAUGCCGCAUCAUUAAAUGUAUAUACACGUACUUUUAUUGGUGGUCCAUUGACAUUAGUUUGGAAUCAAAAUCAUGAAAAAGGUGAUGAAUGGUUUCGUGCUAAAAUUCUUCUUAAAGUUCAACAACCAUUUCAAGUACUUAUCGAAGGUGUACGUGGUGCUAGUUAUGAAGGUGACAUUGGUGUUGAUGAUACAAGUUUUACACCAGGUUGUCAAGUACAAAUCACAGCUACAUUACCACCUAUUGUAUAUUCUACAACACAAAGUCCAUAUUGUAAUUCAACACAUUCUCAUUGUUUAACAAAUACUCGUCAAUGUUUACCAAAAGAUCAAUUUUGUAAUUUUAAUGUGGAUUGUACAGAUCAAACAGAUGAAUUAUCAUGUCCAUCAACAUGUAAUUUUGAACAAAACACAUCAUGUCUUUGGACAAAUGAUCGCAAACAAAAACUUGAAUGGAGUUUUGGUAGUGGUAGAACAGCAUCAAUGAACACAGGUCCAAGCACUGAUUAUACAACACAUAGUAUUAAUGGAACAUAUAUAUAUUUGGAAACAAGUGAUGGUAACUUUGGUGAUCGUGCUCUUUUUAUUAGUCCACUCUAUCGUAAAUCUUCAAAGAUGUGCAAGUUUACAUUCUGGUAUCAUAUGUUCGGUGAUACAAUUAAUACAUUAAAUAUUUAUGUACGUUCUGGUGGUAUUGAUACAUUGAUAUGGUCAUUACAAGGAAAUCAAGGUGAUAAAUGGUUACAAGGAAUAGCACAAUUACCAACAUGUGCAUCAGAAUUUAAUAUUCUUGUUGAAGGUAUACGUGGCACAUCAUUUACAGGUGAUAUAGCUUUAGAUGAUUUUCGUUUUGAACAAUGUUAUGAAAAUCCUCCAUUACCAACAUGUGCACAAGUUAUUGGAGAUCCAAAUCAAUUUAUGUGUCAAAGCAAACAUUGUAUAUUACAAGAAAAUAAAUGUGAUUAUGAAUUAGAUUGUUGUGAUGGUAGUGAUGAAGAUAAUAAUAUAUGUUAUGAAUAUCAACGAUGUGAUUUUGAAACAGAUUUUUGUCUAUGGAAACCAACAACUGAUAGUCAAUUAGAAUGGAAAAGAUAUCGUGUUAAUGCAAUACCAUAUGACCGACGACCACCAUAUGAUCAUACAACACGUAGUCAACUUGGUUAUUAUUUACAAUUACCUUUGAAUUCAACAAUACAAAGAGAUACAUUAGCAACUAUAUCAAGUUAUCUUGGAGUAGCAGCACAACAAGGAUGUACGAUGCGUUUUUGGAUUUAUUUUAAAUCUUCUAAUAAUGGACAAUUAGUUGUUGGUUAUCGACAUACUAUUGAAGAUGAAAUUAGACCUUUACCAUUUUCAAAUUAUCAAUCAUGUCAAACAAAUGCAAUACAAUGUUCAUGGCAACGUAUUGAUGUUUCGCUAAAUACAAUUUUAACACAAUCAACUGAAAUUAUUAUUGGUGUAAGAACCGGUGCUGAUCGUGAUGGAAUUAUGGCAAUAGAUGAUAUAACAUAUACACCACAAUGUGUUCAAUAUAAUGAAACAAUGUCAACACCAUACACAGGCCUAUCAAAAACAACUACUGCAAUAACAACAUACACAGGUCCGUCGACAACAAUUUCUACAACAACACCAUAUACAGGUCCUUCAACAACAACGACUAGAAUGACUACAAUUGCAUCCAUAGAAACAUCAGCGACAACUGGUACGGCUGAAAUAACUGCAACUACUUAUGCUCAAUGUGCUCAAUACGCUUGCUAUAACGAUGGUAUUUGUAAACCAUCAUCAACACAAAUUGGUGAACCAAUGUGCGAAUGUAAACCUGGUUUUAAUGGUCCACAAUGUGAAAAUGAAGAAACAUCACCAAAAAAGAAUAAUUUGGGUGCUAUUUUGGGUGGAGUUUUUGGUGGACUUGCUGCUAUAACUUUCGUUGUUGUUGGAUAUAUCUAUGUUUCAUCGAAAAAGCGUGCAGCUAGAGUUGCAAAUGCAAGUACACAAUUAACUGAUUCAUUAUCAAAUGGUUCAACUAAAAAUCCUACUUACAAUGAAACUGUAGUAACUGAUACAUAA
This is a messenger RNA of Rotaria sp. Silwood1, 10911 nucleotides long. The record is from the annotation of a GenBank genome assembly. NCBI's taxonomy places the organism in Eukaryota, Metazoa, Rotifera, Eurotatoria, Philodinida, Philodinidae.